Molecule: messenger RNA, 6319 nt
Organism: Pangasianodon hypophthalmus (striped catfish)
Lineage: Eukaryota; Metazoa; Chordata; Actinopteri; Siluriformes; Pangasiidae
Gene: prdm2b
Product: PR domain containing 2, with ZNF domain b
Exons: 9
Coding region: 222-5408 (1728 amino acids)
Biological process (GO): regulation of transcription by RNA polymerase II
Cellular component (GO): nucleus
Molecular function (GO): histone methyltransferase activity; DNA-binding transcription factor activity, RNA polymerase II-specific; protein binding
Source: RefSeq, a predicted model, not a curated record
AGCACCAGCCUCACAGCUCCUCCGGUCUCCAUCCGCCAUUUUCAGCAGCUUGAAAAGCAGGUAGAGCAAAAAACAACCAAACAAACAAAACAAACAAACAAACAAACAAACAAAAAAAAAAACUACCACUGUCCAGUGCCGCUGAAAAACAACAGAACCCAUGUAGUAUGUAAGCACAGUCUGUGGAACCAAGCUUGAAUGAAGUCCUUGUUGCAGUGGUAAUGGCUGUAUCUGGGGGAACAUCUGAAACCCUGGUUGAUGUUCCAGCCCAUGUGUGGAGAGGCCUUCCAGAUGGCCUGAGACUGGGAACAUCAGCUGUUAAUCCAAAUCGUAUAGGUGUCUGGGCAUCUUGUCUAAUUCCCAAAGGCAAAAAGUUUGGUCCUUUUGUAGGAGAAAGGAAGAAGAGGUCUCAAGUUACCAGCAAUGUUUACAUGUGGGAGGUAUAUUUUCCAACCAGGGGAUGGAUGUGUGUGGAUGCCACAGACCCAGUGAAAGGAAACUGGUUGCGAUAUGUGAACUGGGCAUGCUCAUCUGAAGAGCAGAACCUGUUUCCUCUGGAAAUCAACAGAGCAAUUUAUUACAAAGUGUUGAGGCCAAUCGCGCAGGACGAAGAACUGCUUGUGUGGUACAAUGGAGAAGACAACCCAGAGAUAGCAGCUGCAUUAGAGGAAGAAAGGAACAGCAACUUUCACAAGAAAAAUUCACCAAGAGCAAAGCGAGCAAGAAAGAAGCUAUUGGAAAAAGCCAGACAGGCUGGUUUGGGAAGAUUAUCUGGGCAUAAGCCAUUGAGCACAACAAGACCUGUAGUCACAGCGAUGCGUGAUUCAGAUAAAGGAAUAAAUACAGAGGAAGAGAGACCCUCUGUGUCUUCAGAUUCAGCUCAGGAGACCGCAGCUUCACUUAUAUCCCCCACAGAGACCAGGGACAUUUCUCUGUCUCCUGUUCAUACAGUGUUGGACCAGACGGAGAGAGAGAAGUCAAAUCAAGGAGAACUGCAGCCACAUGGGAGCCUUGAGUACUCUGCUGAGUCACAGUCAGGAAACAGGAGUGAACAGCCUGACCCAGAAUCAAUUUUUGGCCACUCUGUCAAGGAGAGUUCUGAGAGUCCAUUGCAUGAAGUAGCAUCAGUUUCACCUUUAGUUUCCCCAGAGCUGGAUGCAGAGGGGGACCCUGACUUUGAGGAUGAUGCACAGGGUGGUAACUAUCAUUGUCAGUACUGUGAACGUCAGUUCUCCUCCAAACAAAGCCUGGAGCAUCACAUUGACACUCACACUAUCAGAAACCACCAGACCCUCACCUUUAAAUGCAGAUACUGUGCCAAGCCAUUUGGUUCUCAGGUGGGCAAGCGCCGGCACGAAAGACGACACGAAAACGGGAGUAAAGGCCUGAAAAGGCCUGGAUCAUUUGCUGGAACUGCAUUUGUCCUCAAUCCUUCUGGGUGUAAUGACUCUCCUGUAUCUGCUAGUGUGACAUCUCCAAACUCCACCAUUGUAAGUUCUCAAAACAGUCCGCCUCACCUAAGCUCAGAUGCUUUGACCAAAGAUGCUGGAGUUGAGCCAGACCAGUCUCUUGUUUUAGAAGAGAAUGGGGAAUCGAAAGAACUGCACCCCUGUAAAUAUUGCAGCAAGGCUUUUGGCACUCAUACCAACAUGCGCAGACAUCAGCGCAGAAUUCAUGAACGUCAUCUCAUGCCAAAAGGAGUCCGGAGGAAAGGAAUACUCCUACAGGAUAUUCCAUCCCAGCAACUACAACAAGGUCAGAGCUCAGUACUCCAGGAGGCAUCACCACAUAAUAGCCCUCCACUUAUCUAUGUGCCUAGUGUAGACACAGAUGAUGAGGGAGAGCGAGAGGACAGCAUGGUUGAUGUUUCCAAAAACAUCUCGGAGAAUCUCAGCCUUUAUAUAGAUGGAAAGAUCCUAUCCACAAGCGCAGUCAGCAGCUGUGAAGUCAUAGAGGUUGAUUCAGGUAGUCCAGCAUUAUUUGGUCUUGAUGCAGUUAUCUUGAAUCCUACCCAAAUAAGUCAGGCUCUCCAACUUGAAACACAGCCUUGCCAUGUGAAAGAGCUUUCGGUUAUUGAUCAAGCUGUUCCUAAAAGAAGAACUUCUACACCACCACUCCUUCCCACUGUGAAAACAGAACCUGAUACCAUGUCAUAUACUGCGUCAUCAUCAUCUACUUCCUCACAAUCACCUUCUUUGGGAGGUAAUAUCUUCCCACAGCCCACAGAGACACUGGCUUUACAAAAGGAGAAAACAAUUUAUCUUUCUCCCAAAUUAAAACAGCUUCUGCAGACGCAGGACAGUCAGAAACCGACCCUUGCUCUAAUAACAGAUAGCCGUAAAUUGACUACUCCACUUUCCGUAUCCUCUUUGCCUGUUGCUCAGGGAAGAUUUAAAAGAAGGACUGCUUCUCCUCCUACACAUGUACAGAAUAGCUCAUCAGCGAUCAUUGAGAGCUCAAUCAUUGAAACCGGGGAUUCUUUUGCCCUUAUGGUACCAAAGGUUGAAAGCCAUUGCAUGAGCUAUUCCUGGAGUAUAUCCAGCAAAGAGCAGAGGGACUGCAUGAGUCCUUCUGGAAAGGACUGGCCAGUCUUAGUAAGUGGAGGCAGUUCUUGCAAUCAGCAGCCUCUUGACCUUUCUGGUGCUGUUGGUAAACGAGGUGGCAGCAUAAGCAAAGGAACUACUGAGUCUGUGCUGGAUUUAAGCAUACACCGUAAGAGUGUGACUGACCACAAAACAAAAGCAAGCAUAUUGUUACAGUCACAUGUCAAGCGAAAGAAGCCCAAUACCAGCAUGUUGGAGAAAGUAUUAAUGAAUGAGUACUCUGGCUUAAGCUCAGCUGGAGAGGAGAGCUCUCCUUGUCUUGGAAGCCCAGACACUCACUUGUCCUCGGGCAGCACCACAGGUGUGUCUCCAUCCAGUGUGUGUUCAAACUCGGAACACCCUCCUUGUGAAUCUGUCUCUCCACCUUCCCUGACCCCUGUGACUAUGAACCCUUCUUCCCCAUCAUCCUCUAGCCAGGCAUCCUCUACACCCCCACCUCCAGUUCUGCCCACGGUCCCUUCACCUCCACCUCUUUCUCAGUUUUCAGAUUCUGCUUUUCCCAAAUUGUCUCCCAAACCGGUUUAUCAUAUGGUAGAUGAAAUGUCAGGGUCCCCUAAGGUAAAAGAAACAUGCCUUGAUAUGAAAAAUCUGGAUGAUAAAGACUUCAACCAAACUGCUAAGCAGUUACCACUUACAACUGAUGCACUGCCUCGAAGUCCUGAGCACACAAAAAGUCAUUGUAAUGCAGAUUCCUUUUCCAAAUCUGAAACACUACUUAAGGGCUCAACCUCAGAUCCUGACUUAUAUUUGCUAAAAAAUACAAACAAUGUUAUUUCUUUGCAUGAAAAGAAUAUUGACUCCAAAGCCAUUCAGAGUAGUUCCUUUGAUGUACUUUCCCCUCAAGACCACAAUAUUGCAACUGAUGUGUGUCAAAAACUACAAUCCGCUCACUCUCCAGUGCACUUAGCUCCAAAUGUGGACUCACUUUCAUCUUCUCACACUGUAGUGGCAGAUUCUAAUAUAGAGCCAUUAGCUGAUGAUGCACUAGUUACUGAUAAGCAUAUGAUGGAAGAUGCAGUUGAAAGCACAACCAAUGAUGAUUAUGGAGGUUUCUCAUCUAGAGUGCCAGAAAAGACACCAGAUGGAGCAGACACCUUAGAACAGGACACAUUUACAAAAAGUUUUGUGUGUAAUGUCUGUAAGGAUCCUUUUCACUCUAUUAAACAACUUAGCAACCAUAUCAUAGAUCAUGCUGUAGAAUGGCCUUUUAAGUGUGAGUUUUGUGUGCAGUUAUUUCAAAAUUCUGCAGCUCUUUUGGAGCAUCGUUCCUCUCUCCAUGGAGUUGGGAGAAUUUACUGUUGCCCAAUCUGUGCCAAAGAGUUUGCUUUCCUCUGCAACCUCCAGCAACACCAGAGUGACCUGCAUCCUGGUCAGAGUCAUGCUCACACCAUGGUCGAAAAUGGCAAGCUCAGGCCUCAGAAUUACACUGAUCCUGCUCAGGUGAAUAUGGAGAGAAAUUCUUUACAUUUAACUCCUGACACAACUGUAGAUGUUGCCCCUCAGGACUCACGUGAAUUAUUUAACUAUAGUAGUGUUAAAGCGGAGGGUGAUGGCGAAGAACAAGAGGAUCCCACAGAAGAGCUGUACACUACAAUAAAGAUUAUGGCCUCUGAAGCCGGAAAGCCCAAAUGCCCAGAUGUACGCCUUGGCAUCAAUCAACACUACCCCAGCUUUAAGCCUCCUCCAUUUCCCUACCACAACCGAACACCUGCUGCCUCUGUAGCCUCUGCAACUAACUUCACCACCCACAACAUACCCCAGACAUUCAGCACAGCAAUCAGGUGUACCAAAUGUGGCAAUAGCUUUGACAACAUGCCUGAGCUCCACAAACAUAUUUUGGCUUGUGCUAACGCAAGCGAUAAGAGACGGUACACACCAAAAAAGAACCCUAUUCCUCUCAGGCAGAUAGUGAAUCAGCCUCAGAACGGCGUUGUCUCACCCAUAGCAGCAGCCAUCGGGGGACAGAAUGCCUUCCGUAGGAUGGGCCAACCCAAAAGGCUCAACUUCAGCCAGGAGGUACCUACGAAGAUGAAGAUGUCUGCCCUGAAUAAGAAGAAAAACCAGCUUGUCCAGAAGGCUAUAUCUCAGAAGAACAAGGCUGCUACUUCUGUAAAGAAAGCUUUCAUUCAGGCGGAAGAGCAAGAGGUGCAAGCGUGUCCAUACUGCAGUCGAGAAUUUACAUAUGCUGCCAGCCUUGCAAAGCACAUUGCAUGCAGUUGUCCUCAGAAACCAGUUUCUAAGAAAAAGAAAGGAGCCCUAAUGCCUCAGGAUAAAAACAUGAAACUCAGAAGUCGAACAACAGACUCCGAAAUCAAACAAGAAGGCAACCUGGGCCUGGCUGUGAAGCCAUUAGUAAAAACAAGGACCCGGAGCUCAGAGUUGUUAGAAGGUGAAGUUACAUCGGGUAGCAAUGGUAAAACAGGGACCCCUCAGAUACGUGUCAAGAGACCAGCUUCGAACAAAGACCAUUCAGCCCCCAAAAGCAAGAAAGGCAGAAAGAGCAAGCCUCAACCUUCAGUUCUGACCUCAUCACUGACACUUGCAUCACAGCCAGGUGCAAAAAUGCAACGUGGUGGGAAAGAUAUGGCUCUCAAAAAAGAGGCUGAGACAAAACCACAAGUACAACAUAAAAAAGAAAAGCGUUUCUCAAAGAGAAUGCGGGAAAGAGUAGGUGGCCCAGUGACACGCAGUCUGCAAAUGGCUAGUGCUGCACCACCUGGAGAAGUGAAGACUGAAGAUCCACCAGUUAGUGAACCUGUACAUGGAGAACAUAAGGUGCCAAGAAAAGAAUCCUGUUUAAGUUAGCUGAGUGGAUUUUGUAAAGUCACCUGAGGAAAGACUGCUGUUGAGAGGUGUGGUGGUGAACACAGUGUGAUCAAAUAGGAGUGUUAGAUUGAUCAGAUAUUAUAUUUGAGAUGAGAAGCCUCUUCCACCCUUGUAUGCUUCUGUUUUGCUGACAGAAGCAUGCUGUUAAUGCACUUUGGUAAAUGAGCCUUUGUGGAUGUCACGAAAAACCCAAGGACUGUAAAUUCUGGGGUGUGUGUGUGUGUGUAUAUAUGUAUGUGUGUGUAUGUAAUUUUUAUAUAUAUAUAUAUAUAUAUAUAUAUAUAUAUAUAUAUAUAUAUAUAUAUAUAUAUAUAUAUAUAUAAUAUAAAUUACAUACAAAAAUCUUAAAAGUAAUAUUAUAUAAUAAAUAAGGGGCCCUGUGGUUCCAUUAAUAAUGAUGGCUGAUUAUAUUGCAAAAAGGCUAUCCUUUAUUAUAUAUCACUUAAUACAACCAUUUUUUGUUAUUUCAUACAUUUUUGUCCUUGUGUUCUGUGAGAUUUUAGAAUUCUUCUCUUACUGCAUGUUUUGUGCAAACAAUAUGGCUUGAGUGACACUUGCGUCAAUACUCUAUUUUGUCCUGCUCUACUUUUAUCGCUGCAAAUGGAAAAGAAUUUAUGUGAAUAUUUAAUGUAAUGCUGCAUAGGGAAUGCAAUAUUUGUUCAAAUGAAACUCUCACAUUUUAGAGAGGUGUUUUGUCCUUUUUCUUUUCUCUCUUGUGAACAAAGUAAUGAAACAUGCUGUUUGAUACAGUCAGAAUGAGUAAUGGUAUGAUGUAUGUAUGUUUGUGAUAUUACCUACCUGAACCAGGCAUUGUGGUUUUGUCUGUACCUUUUAUAAUCUGUAGCAUUUACAGCAGGACUGCUGGCCAUUAAAAUUACACUAAAAUACAA